Messenger RNA from Closterium sp. Naga37s-1, 7305 nucleotides. NCBI's taxonomy places the organism in Eukaryota, Viridiplantae, Streptophyta, Zygnematophyceae, Desmidiales, Closteriaceae. The record is from the annotation of a GenBank genome assembly.
AUGAAGAGAGAUGGGUCGCUUAGAGCGGGGUCUGUUCUCGGUCCCGCAAGCAGAUCGUCCCCUAGACGGAAAGGGCAAACCGCAGGUGGAAACUUGGGUAAAUCCCCCCGUGCUGUGAAGAGCCAGGUGCAGCGGCGGCAGCAGGGGAAGCAGGCGUCGCAGGGACGGCCGAAUACUCCCUGUCAGGUAGACACGAGCACGAGCGGAGGACAUGAUGGGUGCGGGCUGGAAGAGGAUGGGAGUCGUUUGAAUGGAGAGUGUUUGGGAAAUGACGGUGCGAUUUGUAGGGAGGCUGGUGGUGAAGAAAGCGGGGAGGAUGAAGGAGUGGGGUGCGGUGCUUGUGGCGUUUCAGUGGGUGGUGAGCCUAGCAAGGAGGUGUCUGCACCGGGGUUUGGUGGCACAGGAAACGGCAGCAGCAGAGGGAGAGGAGCAACGGGGAAGGGAAAGCAGGCGUAUGGAGUGGCUACACUUCGUUCUGAUGCGGUUGAGAUGGAUACAGAUGGGGAGGGAGACGAAGGGGAGAGGCGACUAGAAGUGAGACUAGACAGUUUGGAAGGAGAAGAGGAGGUGAGCGCAGGGGAAACCGUUGUCCUCGUUAUAGGCAGCGGAAACACUGGCCUUACAACGGGGGUUGUCAUGACUCCAGGCAGAACGAGGCGGAAGAGAGAGGGGGAAAGGACGGGGGGCCGGGGGAGAGGUGGAGGUGCGGGCAUGGGGCAAGGCAGGGUGAGAGGGACGGUGGGAGAGAGAAUACGACAGCUGGAGAUAGCAGCAGCAAGUGCGGCUGCCGCUGCAGACAGCCGAGCGGUUUUUGAGGGUGCUGUUGUGAGUGUUGCCGCUCGCGGUGCUGGUACACGCGGGGCGGCAGGGGCGGCAAGGGGGAGAAAGGGAGGGAAGAAGGGGAGUGGUGCGGGAGAAAGGAGGUUGUCUGGAGCAGGAUGGUCGUCGGGAGGAGAAGGGGAGGGCAAGAGGAGCAGGGGGAAGGGUGUUGGUGGUGGUGGUGGUGGUGGUGAGGGCGAAUCAGUGGUGGUGGAAUGCUGGAAAGAGGAUGAAGCAGUGGAUACUUGUGAGGGGAAUGUGGUAACACGGUUACUGGGAUACAAGGGAGCAGAGAGUCCUGAUCAAGGUGGCAUGGCUUCUCAAGAGGAACGAGCGUCAGUGUGUGACGAGAGACGAGACGAGAUAAGAGAGGGGAUGAGAGAGGGGAAGAGCGAUGAGAUGAGAGACGACACGAGGGACACGACGAGAGGGGAGAUGAUUAUGAGAGGAGGGGGUUUGGAAGAGUGUGGACAAGGGGUGGUGGAGGGAGGACAGCGCGUGCUGGUUAGUGAAGGAGGGUUGUAUCUUCGAGAAGGAAAGGAGCUGGGGGUGGAGGUGGAGAGAAGGGAAGCGGACGAGGAAGAAGAAGCAGGAGAGGGGGAGGAGUGUGACGAGGAGGAGGAGGAAGAGAGGGAGGGGGAGGUUGUGUGUCACGAGCUGCGACUGAGUGUGGAAAUGGAGGAGCAAGCGAGACAGGCGUUGGAGGGGGGAGAGAGUGUGCUGCUGGUUGAUGACGUGUCAGGACGGGCCUAUCAGCUGCUGCCAGCUGUCGUCGUGGAGGGGGUGGGCGUGGAUGGAGGGAGGGAGGAGGGGGAAGGUAGUGAUGAGGAAGAGGAGGAGGAGGAAGAGGAGGAGGAUGGGGAUGAGGGUGAGUGUGAUUGUGGGGAGGAGGAGGUGGAGGAGGAAGAAGGGAAGGAGGGUUCAGAUAAAAAGAGGGAGGCAAUGGUGAUGGAGGCAGUGGAAUGGGAGGAGGAUGGAGGGGAGGAUGAUAAGGAAAAGGAGGAAGUGAGGGACGAGGAACGAGAGGAUGCGCGGGAGGGGGAGGAAGAGAAGAGGAGGAUGGAGGAGGAGGAGAGGAGAGGGAUGGAGAGGGGAGAGUGGGAAAGGAGGGGACAGGAGGAAGUAGCUGGUGGAGAGGAGGCAUGGGCAGCAGAAUCUGGCGUUGCUGGUGCUAGUGAGAGAGGAGAUGAUGGGGCAGAAUCAAAUCUUGAAUCGAAUCCGGAGCAGAAUGUUGAUGCCAGAUUUGAGCCGCCGACUGAGAUCGUGCCAGUAAUAGAAGCAGAAGAAGACGAAGUGCUCAUCCUACCCUCAGCAGCAGCAGCUGCAGCCGCAGCCGCAGCCGCCGCAGCAGCAGCAGCGUCUGCUUUUGCUCCCGCUCCCACUGCUGGCCUGGGAAACCCUUCUGGUGCUGCUCGCACAGACCACCCUUCGCUAUUGUCACACAGCUCAGCCCGUCAAGCCGCUCGUUACAGUCACAACAAUCACCAGAUUCCCCGGGCCAUGCCGCCCAACCAGUGCUUCCUAACUCCUGUGCGCAUUGCUGCUCGUCGGGGGCUGUUUCGGAACGAGUGUGUGGCUCCUGCUGUGCUGGGAGCAGGAAACCACUCCCGAGGUGCUCCUGGGGCGUUGGGAGUGGGGAGUCAAAACAACCCCCACGGAGGAGGUCACUUUUCACAGUCGCGGGGUGAAAACCGUACCAGGGGUGGUGGAAAUAGUAGGGUGAGUGGGAGUCAGACUAUGGAUGGCGGGCGCGGGGUGAGGAGGGCGGGUGAGAGGUUGAGAGGAAGGAGUGAGGGUGGUAGAGGGGGUGGUGAGGAGAUUGGGAUGGGGAAUCAGCGAGCUACAUUGAGGCCUGUUGGGGGGUUGAGAUCUGGGGAGGUGAGGCGAGAGGGAGGGGCAGAGGGGAGUGUUGGGGGAGUUGCGGAUGUUGGGAUAAGGGGGAGUGCGGCAAGGGGGAGAGUGGUGGGAGGGGCAGAAUCAGGGGUAGAUGGAAGCUUGGGAAUGGCGGCAGGUGGAUUAGAGGGAGAAGGAUCAGGACCAGGAGGAGAUAUGUCUGUGGUAGGGGAGGGGAGGGAGGGGGGAGGUAGUGCUGGUGGUGCUGACAACACAAGGCGUGGAAGAGGAGGGAGGGGGGUGAGAGGGGGAGGAGCAGCGAGAAGAGGGAGAGGGAGAGGAGGAGAAAGAACGAGGGCAGAGAAUGCAUUGCACGAGAUACAAGAGGAGGAGAGGCAGGACGAGUUGCCGGACCAGGGAGAAGAGGAGUGCAGAGCUGCAGAAGGAGAGGGAGAAGCAGAAGGAGAGGGAGAAGCAGAAGGAGAGGGAGAAGCAGGAGGAGACUAUCUGAGCGAUGCAGCCACGCGCCUUUCCUCGGUGCAUGCGGACGCUCGUUUCUCUAGGCUGCCUUCCAUGCGGCAUGUGGUGGAGGAGGGAGAGUCUGAUGGCAGGGUGCAGGGAAGGGGGGCGGGCAGUGAGCGGGCGCCGCGGCGCUGGUGGCUCCUCACCGGCUCCUCGGCUUACCUGUGUGUGGCGUGCCCUGUGGUGCUGCGCCCUGUGCGCCCUGUGCACAGGACCACGGGCACGGGCACUGAGGAUGUGGGAAUCGGUGGAGGAGGUGGUGUGGCUGGGAGAGUGCCUGCUGCUCCUUGCUCGUCGCCUCGUGAUUCGCCGAGGGAAGGUGCUGAUGUGGCUGAGUGGCGUGUAAACGGGGCAGGAGAAGCUGGAGAAGGCGAGAUGGAAGAAGUAGGAGGAACAGGAGGAGCAGAGCGGAGAGCAGUGCGAGCAGCAACGGCAGAAGAAGCGAGUGAAGAGGAAGAGGAUGAGGAAGAGGACGAAGGGGAGACAUGGCACAUGUGCAUGAGAAGGAGAGUGCGCACUAGAGAAGGCGGGGUAAUUGGUAGAAGGGCAGGAGGGAGACACGGAGAAGGUGAACAUGUUAACAGGGAAGGUGAAGGUGAUUACCCGGAUGGAGUAGAUGCAGCAAAUACCGAGAAUGCUUUUAAUGGGGAUAUUUCUGCUGCCAGUGCUGGGGGCGUUGCUGCUACACAGGUGCAUGGGGCAUCAGCUGCAAGUGCAACUGCGCAUGCCUUGAGUGCUCGCAGUGGAGAGGGCAUGAGGAGCCGAGCCUUGUGGCGCUGGCAGCAGCAGCAGCAGCGCCUGAGGAACCAGUUCUCGCCCCUCCCCUCCCUCCUCUCCUCCCCCUCCCAUGCCCCUCGUACCGGCCAAUCCCGUCGUGACACGCGGCCCCGUGCGCUGAGUCAGAGCCAGCAGAAUCCGCGUCAGCAGCUGCCAGAGCAGCAGGAGGUGGGUUCGGGGCAGCAGCAUCUCGUGCCAGGUCAGCUUCUGCUGAGUCAGCCGCAGUCUGCGUCGAGUCAGCGCAGGUUGGGUCGGCGUCGCGUGUCUGUGCAUGGGCUAGCGGGCAGGCAAGUCAGGCAGAGAGGAAGUGGAGGGGACAGAAGAGCAACGGGGGCUGCGCCAGGGGCACGAUCGGAGGGAGUGCAGAGCGGUGAUAGUGAUCUGGAGGCGAAUGAAACAGAUAGGAGGGGUGGAGCGAUGGAGGGUGAAGAGGAAGAAAAUAUUCCUGCAGAACCUGAGGGUGGAGUUAGUGACAACGUGAGAAGGGUUGCGGCAGAAGAAAGGGAGGACGCUUUAGGAGCAGUAGAAGAGAGGAGUGCUGCUUUGGGAGUAGUGGAAGAGAGCGAGGCGAACAGUGGUUCGGGAGCGUUGCUACGGCAAGCAGGGAGUGGUGGUUCGGGAGAGAUUGAGGAGACCACAGGGGUGGCUGUAGAGAGGGGGAGGGAGAGGUUAGGUGGUGAGGAGGUGGUGAGGACAGCUGGGGAUGCAGCAGCAGGAGACUCAGAGGUAGAUACAUCAGGAGGUACAGGAGUGGCAGGGGCAGGGGGGGAGUUGGUGAGCUGUGGUGCUGCAAACAGUGUUGUGAACGGAGUCUGCUCACCUGCCGAGCCUACAGCAUCGGGUGAAAGUUCGGCAGAAGGUGAGGAGGUUGGGGAACCGAUUGGGUCGGAGAAUGUGUUGGAAGAGGGUGGCUGUCUGCAAGAGGCCGGCUCUUUGAACGAGCAAGGCGCUCGGGACGACAAUGCAAGGAACGAGGAAUGCUCUGAGGGAGUGGAAGACCGUGGUGUUAGUGACAGGCUAGCGGUCGGUUUGGCAGUGGCAGUGGGGGCAGCAGCAGGCAGCAGCAGAGGUGCAACUUGUGAGGUGCAGCAACAGGCGGUUGGCAUUGCAGAGCCGGCCGAGGGUAUUGACAUAGCAGGGGGUGUGCCAUCAGGUUGUGGUGCUGCAGAGAGAGGGGCGAAUGCAGUUGUGGCUUCUUUUGUACCAGCAGCCAUCGCCCCUUCAGAGGUCGAUGAGGGUGGGACUCAACCACCCUGUGCCGCUGCUUGUACUGGUGAGACACCUCGUUCAGCGCCGGAUGCAGCACCUGAUGCGGCUCCUGGCACAAGACAAGUCCAAACACCUGAGGAAGCACCUGAAGCUGGUAGCAGCCAGACAGCGUCAACAGCAGCCACAGGUCCCUAUGCACCUCACACCACUGCACCUCCCUCUAUUGCACCUCACACCAUUGCACCUCCCACUAUUGCACCUCACACCAUCGCACCUUCCCCUGUCGCGCCUCCCCCCAUCGCACCUUCCCCCGUCGCGCCUCCCCCUAUCGCACCUCACCCCAUCGCGCCUCCCCCUAUCGCACCUCCCCCUGUUGCACCUGCCCCUUUCCCGUCAACACUUUCCAUGCCCAGUCCCUCUUCCAUUGGCGAAGCAGCAGCAGCAGUAACAGCAGCAGGUGCUUUCCAUUCAUUCGUUCAUUCGAACACAGAUGCGCCACAGCCACAGGGUUAUCAGGUUACCGUGUUACCACAAGCACCAUCCAUGGGCACACCACCACAGGUGCUGCUGCCUUACACUCAUGACACACAGCAGACCUCACUACAGGCCUUACAGCCUGCCUUACAGCAGACAAUACUGCAGCAAUCUAUAGGCAUACAGCUCCUCCCCUCUAUGGGUCAGGAGCCUUCGCAUUCCACACCCUCCAAUCCAUUUGAGUUCAGCCUUGCUCCUGUCCCCCACGCUCCCACUAAUCCGUUUGACCCAUCCCAUCCGUCCAAUCUGCCAACUUGUGAUCCAACCCCGGUGCCGAUGCUGGCCGCCAGCUAUGCUGCUUCUGCUGGGUAUUCCCUUUCUACCCCUCCUGUCCCUUCUGCCCCUCCUGCUGUAUUCGCCCCGGGCCCCCCUGUGCCCUGGCAUCAGACAUACCAACAGCAUGAUAAUGGGCCGUUGCCAGGUGCCACACAGAUGACCACUGUCAAUACCGCCUUGCCUGUGCCCACGGGAGCACGCAUGGGCUCCCCGUUGGCUCGAAGGGGGAGAGAUGGCCACACAGGCUCUGGGGUGUUGCAUUCAAGCAACAGCUUUAGCGGUGGUGGUGCUGUUGGGAGUAGUGGUGCUGCUGGUGGUGAGGGUGUGAGUGGUGUGACUGGUGGCAGCAGCCGAGGGGAGGUGGUGUUGAGGAUGCACGAGCAGAGGCAGCAGCAGCGGCAGCGUCUCCUGCUGCUUCGGCUGCAGCGCAUGCUGUUGACCCGUGGCGAAUCACCUAUUAACGAGGAUGGAGAAGCAGGAGAAGGGGAGGAGAGCCAGCAGCAGAGUCUGACCCACCAGCAGCAGCACCAGCUGUACGAGCAGUUGCAGCAGAGCCGUGGAGGAGGCAGGGACGAACAGGCACUGAUUGAUGCUGCGAUUGAGCAAGCCCUCUUCGGCUCCUCCUCCUCAUCCACUCUGCUUACCAGCAGUUCUGCUACCGCUGCUGCUGCUCCAGGUUCUAGUGGUAUCGAUUCUUCUCGUCCUGCUGUCUCAAUGAGGCUUCCAGCAUCAGCGCGUGUCGUGGCAGCAAUGGCAGCAGCAGGAACAAACGCUGGGGCAGGGAGUGGCAUCGGCAUUGGAACAGCAGGCACUGUAGCAGGUGCUGUAGGGGGUAAUGUAGCACGUAGCACAUCAGGUACUGUAGCAGGCAGUGUAGCAGGAGCAGGAGUGCCACUGGUAGCAGUGCUGGGAGGCCCGCCGAUUCAAGUGUCAUCCAGGCGAACCCAGAGCCCUGCUCUCACCCACACACACGCUUGGGGGGGCGGGGUAUCCAGCAGCAGAAGGCAAGUUGGGGUGGAACGACAGAGGGGAGGAGCAGAGGAGCAGGAAGAGGAGGGGCGCAGGGGUAGGCGUGGGGGAGGAGCGGUAAGAGGGAGAAGAGGGGGAGAGAGUAUAGGAGGAACAGUAGCUGGAGAGGAUGUUGAGGCGAGUGGAGAAGAGGAAGGGGAGCCUGGGGAGGCGGUGUGCUGUGUGUGCAUGGAGAGGCCGAGGAAGGCAGCGUUUGUGCCGUGUGGUCACAUGCUGUGCCGCACGUGUGCUCAAGAGGUCAGGGACCGGCGCGGCAAGUGCCCUCUCUGCAAUAGGAAAAUCAAGGAUGUGCUUAAAUUGUACUGA